Fusarium odoratissimum NRRL 54006 is the source of this 2534-nucleotide messenger RNA. RefSeq lists its product as uncharacterized. The record is from RefSeq and is a predicted model, not a curated record. The transcript is spliced from 5 exons. Gene Ontology annotation, biological process: sphingomyelin catabolic process. Bases 210 to 2117 code for a protein of 635 amino acids. Gene Ontology annotation, molecular function: sphingomyelin phosphodiesterase activity. Lineage: Eukaryota; Fungi; Ascomycota; Sordariomycetes; Hypocreales; Nectriaceae.
GUGUGAUUGUUCUAAUUGGGUCAUGUGGCCGUUAUAGUGGUGGCCCUAAGCCGAUUUUGGGGAUGAUUUGUCUACGAUGGCAAUAAGUUGAUGGUCUCUAGGGUUCUCACUUGUGUUGUACAAACAAGUUCAGUGUAUAUCUUGUUCUUUAUUUCGCCAUUACUGAGACCAACCGUUUCUCUCUCUCUCUCUCUCUCAAUUCGACAAAGAUGCGCUUAUCAACAACUCUCCUACCCUGUCUUGGCGCCAUAACAGCGGCUAUCGGAACUGACGGACAGGCUGUCGUGCCUCAAGGUCUCAAUGAAAACCAAAAGACUUUGUAUACAAAUGACUGGGCAGAUCGAAUAUGGAAACAAAUAAAAGGUGUAUCGUCUUGUUCGGGAUGUCAGGGCCUUUUAUUGACUUUUAAGAGCCUCGCGAAUCUGGGUGAUCGAUACUUUGUCAACACACUACAGGACGUAUGCAAAAAGUCAAAGGUCGAAGAUGCAGAUGUUUGUGAUGGAACCAUCGAGCUUCAAGGACCUAUUAUAGCAGAGGCGUUGAGAAACGUUGCCAUCGGCUCAAAGACUGCGCAGCAUUUUUGCGUAACAUUUCUAGGUCUCUGCCACUAUCCUGCUAUAGACGAAUGGGAAGUCCCUGUGCCUCCUGAUCACUUGCGCCGAAAGCGUCCAGUCUCGAGUGGAAGAGACCCUAUCAAAGUUGUUCACUAUUCCGAUAUACAUGUUGACCAGCUCUACACUGAAGGGUCGAAUUCAGAGUGUAAUAAACCCAUAUGCUGCAGACCUUUCACAGAAAAUGACGAGCCUGGGAGAGCGGUAUCUCCGGCUGGACCAUAUGGGGAGCAUACUUGUGACUCUCCUGCUUCUCUUGAGCAUAGCAUGUAUGAAGCAAUCAAAAAGUUGGUACCCGACGCCGCUUUCACGAUUUUCACCGGAGACAUUGUCGAUCAUUCAAUCUGGAACACAUCUUGGGACUAUAAUGAGCACCAAAUUAUACAGUCAUAUGAGCACAUGGAUAGACAUCUCGGUAUAGUCUACGGAACAGCUGGUAACCACGAGUCCCAUCCCACAAACGCCUACCAGCCUAGUUCCAUCGGCGACGCAUCCUCGUGGAUCUAUGACCUUCUCGCAGGGACAUGGUCUCGUUGGAUCGGACAUGAAUCAGCCUCUACAGCAGCAAGAAUUGGCGCUUAUUCAACCAAAUAUCCCCAUGGUAACUUGCGCGUCAUCUCUCUCAACACAAAUCUGUUUUACCGUGGGAACUUCUGGCUUUUCCAGAGGAAGAUGCUGCGCGAUCCGAGCGGUCAGAUCGAUUGGCUUGUUGAAGAACUCCACGCUGCUGAGAAAGCCGGAGAGCGUGUCUAUAUCAUUGGGCAUAUGCCGCUGGGUGACCGGAAUGCAUUCCACGAUCAGUCGAAUUACCUGAACCAGGUAGUAAACCGAUAUUCAGCAACCAUCGCAGCCAUGUUCUUUGGUCACACCCACAGAGAUCACUUUCAGAUUACAUACAGUGAUGCUCCGGGCAAGACCUUUAAUAAUGCUCUAAUAACAUCAUAUGUCGGCCCCUCACUCACUCCGAUGUCAGGAAUGCCCUCUUUUCGUGUCUACGAUGUUGAUCCCGUGACGUUCGCUGUCCUCGAUGCAACUACCUACAGCGCCGACAUGACAUCUCCUAUAUACCAGACCCAAGGCCCCGUGUGGGAAAAGUAUUAUUCUGCAAAGGAGACAUAUGGCCCACUCACGAACCCUCCCCUAAUCGAUCACGCGGCGGAGCUCACCGCUGCAUUCUGGCACAACGUCACCCACGUCUUCGAGAAGAAUCAGACGGCCUUUGAUGAAUACAUGCUACGUCUCAGCAGAGGCUGGGUACAGCCAGAAUGCACCGGCGAAUGUAGGUCGUCGCAGAUCUGUAUGCUACGAGCGGCACGGAGCCAGGAUGGCUGUGACGUACCAACACUAGGUUCCUCAUACCAUACAAGGAUGGAAAAUGUUGCAGAAAGGGAUGAGUGUGGCGUCUCGGUCUUGCAGGCGACGUUUUCAGCCUUGGUGGCCAAGGAGGGGGCUUUGAAGAUUCUGCAAGAGAUUUUGGCAGGUCUGGAUGUGAAGUUGCAUGGAUGAUCGAAUAUGUGUAUUGUGGCAGGAAUGGUACUCAAAGCCCUUCUCUCAAUCCUUCAGGAUGUGGUCUAGACAUCACAGAUACGAUGCAGGAUAAAGAAGUAGAUCUCUAGACUUGCGUGUGGUCUAUACCCGUGGACGAAUACGGCACUUGGCAUGGCCAGUUGCUUAGAGCUUUACCAAUGGGUCUAUAAGUUUUCUCUCGUUAUGCUCCAUCACCGCCAGAUCAUGGAGGUUUUCAAUGUUGAGUUUCCAGGCGGCUUGUCUAGAAGGCCAAAAACCUUGAUGUGCUCAAAUAUGUACCUUAGCUUUUUUGUGACCCUUUUCUGGCACAGUGUUUCAGUCCUUUGAGUCCAUCUACCGGGCAGAUCACAUUGAGAUGAGCUGUUUGUCUGGCAUCCAGCAACAUUUGCCAAUCCG